This is a messenger RNA of Saccostrea echinata, 708 nucleotides long. RefSeq names its product craniofacial development protein 2-like. Gene Ontology annotation, molecular function: catalytic activity. Gene Ontology annotation, biological process: chromatin remodeling. The transcript has a single exon. Gene Ontology annotation, cellular component: nucleus. Lineage: Eukaryota; Metazoa; Mollusca; Bivalvia; Ostreida; Ostreidae. The record is from RefSeq and is a predicted model, not a curated record. Bases 1 to 708 code for a protein of 235 amino acids.
AUGCAUGAAACAGGUAAACAGGCUCAAGUUCUGAGAGAGAUGAAGGAAAACAGGUUACAUGUACUAGGGAUAAGUGAGUGUAGAUGGACAUAUUGUGGGAAGAAUAUUGCCAGUACUGGUGAAGUUAUUGUGUACUCUGGAAGAAGGGACAAUCAAAAUCAUGAGGGAGUAGCAAUCAUUCUAAGUAAAACAGCAGCAAAAGCAUUAGUAGAAUACCAUCCUGUAAAUGAAAGAAUCAUCAGAGUAAGACUGAAAACAAAACCUGUACAGACAUCUAUAAUACAGGUUUAUGCCCCUACAAAUGAAGCAGAAGAUGAGAUUAAAGAGGAAUUCUAUGGGGCUCUACAGGCCGAAUUUCAAAAAGUUCCAAAGCAAGAUCUGACGAUCAUCAUGGGAGAUCUUAAUGCGAAAGUUGGAAGCGAUAAUGUCGGUUAUGAAAGGGUUAUGGGGAGGCAUGGCUGUGGAAAUAUGAAUGAGAAUGGCGAAUACUUCAUGGAAUUCUGUGGAAACAACAACAUGGCCAUUGGUGGUACACUGUUCCAGCAUAAGGAGAUACACAAAUUUACAUGGAUGUCACCUGGAGGGAGAGAUAAAAACCAAAUCGACCACAUUGCUAUCAAUGGUAAAUUUAAAAGAUCUUUACAGGAUGUAGGAGUGAAGCGUGGUGCUGAUGUUGGAAGUGAUACCACCUUGUUACUGCCAACAUAA